AUGCCCGGAGGUCCAGACGAAUGGCUCGAAUCCAUAAAGGAAUGCAAAUACCUGCCUGAGCCAGACAUCAAGAAGCUCUGCGAUAUGGUCAAGGAGCUGCUGAUGGAAGAGUCCAACAUCCAGCCCGUCUCGGCCCCCGUUACGGUCUGCGGCGACAUCCAUGGGCAGUUCUACGAUCUCCUGGAGCUCUUCCGAGUAGGAGGCGAGAUCCCAAACACCAGCUACAUAUUCAUGGGUGAUUUUGUCGAUCGCGGAUACUACAGUCUCGAAACGUUCUCCUUGUUGCUGGCCCUCAAGGCAAAAUAUCCUGAACACAUCACGCUGCUGCGAGGAAACCACGAAAGUAGACAGAUCACCCAGGUCUACGGUUUCUACGACGAAUGCCUGACCAAAUACGGAAACCCGAACGUCUGGAAACACUGCUGCUCGGUGUUUGACUAUCUGACGCUUGCUGCGAUUGUCGAUGGUCGUGUUUUGUGUGUGCAUGGCGGGCUCUCGCCUGACGUCCGCACCCUCGACCAGAUCCGAACCAUCCAACGCUGCCAGGAGGUGCCGCACGAGGGAGCGUUUUGCGACCUGAUGUGGUCGGACCCGGAAGACAUCGAAACCUGGGCCGUCAGCCCCCGCGGUGCUGGCUGGCUCUUUGGAAGCAAAGUUACGCUGGAGUUCAACCAGGUGAACAAUCUGCUGCUGAUUGCGCGUGCCCAUCAACUCGUCCAGGAGGGUUACAAGUACAUGUUUCCGGACGACAACUUGGUGACGGUGUGGUCGGCGCCAAACUACUGCUACCGCUGUGGCAACGUGGCCUCGAUCAUGGCCAUCGACGAGGCCCUGAACAUUGACGAGUCGUCCUUCAAGAUCUUCUCGGCCGUACCGGACCACGACCGUGUGGUCCCGCCUCGUCAGACUGCAUCCUAUUUCAUGUAA
Polychytrium aggregatum is the source of this 927-nucleotide messenger RNA. RefSeq names its product Metallo-dependent phosphatase-like protein. The transcript is spliced from 8 exons. Gene Ontology annotation, biological process: peptidyl-serine dephosphorylation; G1/S transition of mitotic cell cycle. Bases 1 to 927 code for a protein of 308 amino acids. Gene Ontology annotation, cellular component: cytoplasm. The record is from RefSeq and is a predicted model, not a curated record. NCBI's taxonomy places the organism in Eukaryota, Fungi, Chytridiomycota, Chytridiomycetes, Polychytriales. Gene Ontology annotation, molecular function: protein serine/threonine phosphatase activity.